UGAAUCAAUGUGUGGAAUUAAAAAAGGAAGUCAUAAUGCAGAGUUAUUGGCUCAGACUGAUGUUAUAAUCUGGGAUGAAGCCCCCAUGAAUGACCGUAGAUGCUUUGAUACGUUAGACAGAAGUCUCAGAGAUAUUCUUGAUGCUCCAAAUAUUUUCUUUGGCGGGAAGUCAGUUAUGUUGGGUGGAGAUUUUAGGCAGACGUUACCUGUAAAGAAAGGAGCAUCUAAAAUGCGGAUAAUAGACGCAUCUAUUGCUCGGUCGGAGUUUUGGUCACAUUUCAGAAUUUGCACACUGAAGAAAAACAUGAGACUCUUGCAAACAGAGUUAAAGGAAGAGGACGAGAAAAGCGAUACAUUCUCUUCUUGGCUUCUGGAUGUCGGAAACGGGAAGAUUGGUGAGCCGGACCAAUUAGAUCCACAUAAUACAUCAUGGAUCAAAAUCCCGGAUGAAUAUUGCAUUGGAGAUGACGAUGAUAAUGGAAUAUCAGAACUCAUCAAAUUCAUAUAUGACGAGAAAACGCUACAACAACCAACUGCUCAACAGCUACAACAGAAAGUAAUACUCUGCCCAAAAAAUGCGACCGCCGACCUCAUAAAUCUGAAGGUUUUAUCAAUGGUGAAGGGUUCGUCCAUAACUUAUGUAAGCUCAGAUGAAGCAACUCCCUUUGGAAAUGAUGGAGGUGAAACAGAAAUGUUAUAUCCCGUUGAAUAUCUAAACACACUCAACUUUCCAGGUUUGCCACCUCAUCAACUUGAGCUCAAAAUCGGAGCACCGAUCAUGCUUUUGAGAAAUCUCAACUUGGUUAGUUGAUUGUGCAAUGGCACGAGGAUGAUAAUCACACAAUUAUUGUCGAAAGUCAUUGAGGCACAAAUUAUUACAGGAAUGAGAGUGGGAGAAAAGGUAUUCAUCCCAAGAAUCAAUGUGAUCAACAAUGAUAGGAACCUGCCAUUCGUCUUCAAGAGGAAGCAAUUUCCAGUCAAAGUUUGUUAUGCUAUGACUAUAAACAAGAGCCAAGGACAAUCUCUGAAUAAAGUAGGGAUAUACUUGGGCACGGGCAGUUAUAUGUGGCGUUAUCUAGAGCAACCUCACCUUCUGGCUUAAAAGUACUGAUCAAACAACAAGAAGGCCAGCUACAAAAUGUAACCAAAAAUAUAGUCUACAAAGAUUUCUUAAUGAAUAUAGACACAUCCAGGAUGGCAAUAGUGAGCGUUGUUAUCUGAAGGACACUCUGCUGCCUACUAUUUUGGACUGAACGUUCAUGUAGGCUGAUAUGGGUUCUAGCGACAUACAUCACUUUGACCAACACAUGGAGUCUGGUGUAUCUGAAAUUCUGACCUUGGACAAAACAAGACUCAAUAACAAACGCUACCUUAUCUGACAAGUCUUAAAGCAUAUGGUCGAAGCUUUUAAGGGGCCACCCCCUCCUUUUUUUCGUUCAAUAAUGUAGUUUUAUCCGUAAUUUGUUCGCUUUUUUUUCUUAGUGUUAUUUCCGAGUCCUGUAAUUUUGGGUUCCCCCCUUGAUUAUUUUUCAUAGUGCUAUUCCUACCCCCACUCUUCAUCUCAAUUUCCGGCCACUACCAUAUUCAGGUGAUUACAAUGCACAAACAUGUAGUAGGAAGUCAAACAAAUGUACUUUGGAGGAGCUAAGGGGACUCUGAUUAAGAAAUCCAAAGGGGGGUGCACAAACAAGAGCUUCAGUUGCAACAAGACGAUGAUCAACUGUGAGAAAGAUGACCCCAAACAAACAUAUUUCCAUAUGGAAUGUCAUUGUUGUGUUGCAUUAUGUGACUCCUCUAAUUCUUCAAACAGCCUAUAUAUAUAUAUAUACAUACAUAUGACCAUGUCAAGAGCUACCAUAAGCUUUACUACUUCAUUAGCCUAAGAUAUCCCCUCUUUCUUCCAUAAAAGAAUGAAGAGUCAUCGAUCUUCAUCCUUAACGAUAACGCACAUCCAAGAACCUUGAAGAGCUUUCAGUGUAUAGGACCUUUAUAAAAAAAUGU
Messenger RNA from Erigeron canadensis, 2001 nucleotides. RefSeq lists its product as uncharacterized. Bases 8 to 811 code for a protein of 267 amino acids. The transcript has 3 exons. Gene Ontology annotation, molecular function: DNA helicase activity. Lineage: Eukaryota; Viridiplantae; Streptophyta; Magnoliopsida; Asterales; Asteraceae. Gene Ontology annotation, biological process: DNA repair; telomere maintenance. The record is from RefSeq and is a predicted model, not a curated record.